Messenger RNA from Oncorhynchus masou masou (cherry salmon), 6886 nucleotides. Its product is annotated as neuron navigator 2-like. The transcript is spliced from 30 exons. NCBI's taxonomy places the organism in Eukaryota, Metazoa, Chordata, Actinopteri, Salmoniformes, Salmonidae. The coding region runs from base 62 to 5110 and encodes 1682 amino acids. Gene Ontology annotation, molecular function: ATP hydrolysis activity. Gene Ontology annotation, biological process: nervous system development; neurogenesis. The record is from RefSeq and is a predicted model, not a curated record.
GGCCAGGCGCUUGCGGACGGUCAAGAACAUUGCCGAUCUGAGGCAGAACCUGGAAGAGACCAUGUCCAGUCUGAGGGGAACCCAGAUCAGCCACAGUACCCUGGAGACCACCUUUGACGGCAGCGUCACCACAGAGGUCAGCGGGAGAGGCAUGCUCAACCUGUCCCCCCGCCCCAACCCAGCGCUGCCCUGGCGACUGGGCCCCUCCAGCCCCCGUCUGCAGGCGGGCGACGCCCCCUCAGUGGGGAACGGGUAUGAGGUGGCAACACGGGACAGUGCCAGUCGCAUGGUGAGCCCCGAGAUCGGGCGCUACCUCCGCGGCGGGCAGACACUAGGCCAGGAGAGGAACAGUGUGUGUGACCUGGACUCGCCAGAUAAUAUGGAGGAGCUGGAGGGCAUCGCCAUGGAGACCAUGGGGUACAUGAGCGACGGUGACGUGCUGGGGAAGAAUCUCCGCAUGGACAAAGUCUCCAGUGGCUAUAUGACAGACGGCGGGCUGAGCCGGUACACGCACUGCCUCAACCGCCUGCCAGAUGGCAUGGCCGCCGUCCGAGAGACGCUCCAUCGCAACACAUUCAAGGGCCAAGGGGACUGCACUGACAGUUGGGACGACAGCAGCUCGGUGAGCAGUGGGAUCAGUGACACCGUCGACACAGAUGACAUCAACACCAGCUCCUCAGUCAGCUCCUAUGUCAACACUCCGUCCGUCUCCUGCAAGGACCUAGAGGGCCAGCUCCAGACGGACGCGGAGAAGCACUCAGCCGUCGAGCAGAACUCUGUGUGGUCCAGCAGCGACGAGGUCAAGAGGUCAGACGGGGGCUCGGACAGCGGGUUCAAAAUGGAAUCGGGCUCCAAGUGGUGCCGCCGCCCCUCAGACAUGUCGGACGAGUCGGGCAGGAGCUCCUCGGACCGCAAAACGCCUUCCAUGGCCCACACAGGCUCCUGGAGGCGAGGCCUGAGUGCCCAGGUGGGCGUGACCUCGCCCAGGACCAAGGCACCUGUCACGCCAGUCUGCGGAACGCUGAAGACCCAUGGGACAGGUAAAACGGACGACACCAAGGUGUCUGAGAAGGGUCAUCUCUCGCCCCGGGCCAACAGCAGUAUGCAGCGCUCCCCAUCAGACACGGGCCGCAGCAGUGGAGACGAAGCCAAGAAGACCCCCUCCACCUCCAGCUCCAGCCGCACCCCCACCACCAACACGUUUGGCUUCAAGAAGCACGCAGGAGGAGGUAUGACCAUGGUGACAGCCAGUGGAGUCACCAUCACCGGUGGCUCUGCCACCCUGGGGAAGAUCCCCAAAUCAGUGCAGCUCCACGGGGGUCGGGGUCUUGGUCGCCAGGCCAGUGUGGAUGAUGGCUACCUGCCUGUGAGCUCCCACUCCACCCUGCAGUACCGCAGCCUCCCCCGGCCUAGCAGAGCCUCUGGUGGGGUUCGCAGCACCAACCGCUCCUCCAGCACCAGCAUUGAGUCCAACCUCAGCUCCAGGUCCAACAUUCACCACGGCCCCAAAAGCCGUAGCCAAGUCCCCAAGCCUAGCGCCGGUGGCAUCCCUCUGCCUGGCUCUGGAUCUAACCAGACAGACAAGGAGAAGGGGGUGUCCUCUGAAGCCAAUCCCAUGGCCCAGGGCUCAACAACUCUACCCCCUCAGGGAGCCAGGCAGCCAGGGGGAAAGUACCCAGACAUCUCCUCCCCUACUCUGCGCAGACUGUUCGGCGGCAAGCAGGCUAAGCAGCAGGCCCCAGUCACCACCGCAGAGAACAUGAAGAACUCCACCGUCAUCUCCAACCCCCAUGCCAACUCUGGCCAGCAGGGCGGCGCUCUGGACUCCCCCUCGGCCAGUAGCGGGAGCAGUAGCCCUCUGUAUGGGGGUGGAGGUCGUCUGGGUGUUGAGGCCCAUUCCCUCUCCCCCCUGGCUUCCAGCCCAGGCUCGGCCCUGUCCACCCCUUCCCACAGCCUGGCCUGGAGUAGCACCAUGAGCAGGGAUACCCUGAGCCCCGGCUACCCCUCCCUCAGCAGCCUUGCCACCAGCAGCGAGUCCAUCGAUGUGUCCCUGGGCAGCGGUGGCCACGGACACCACGGCCAUGGUCACGACACACUGCCAGCCUGCGUCAGGAACAACGGCAUCAAAACGGGAAUCUCAGAAAGUCUUAGCCCCCUCUCCUCUCCCUCAGCUAGUCCCAAAUUCAGCAGAAACACUUUACCCCGGAAACAGGACAGGUACGGCCACCUGCCCCAGCUGCGUAGUCAUGACGACCCCCGGGACUGGCUGCGUUCCCACUCUGCAGGAGGUCUUCAGGAGUCUGCCGGCAGCUCCCCCUUCUCCCCCGCUUCCAGCCUCACCUCGCCCUCCGGAGCCCGCUUUAACUUCUCCCAGCUUGCAGGCAGCCCUACCACAGCUGCACAAAUCAACCUGGCCAACCUCCGAAGCGGCCUGGCCAAUCAGGAAGGGCCGUGUGACCCGUAUAGUGAACGCCUGAGGAACUCGUCCAUGUCUCUGGAGGAGAAGAGUCGCACCAUGAGCAGCUCUGGGUCCUUCAGGGAUGGACUAGAGGAGGUCCACGGCUCCUCUCUGUCUCUAGUGUCCAGCACUUCCUCUGCCCACUCCAUGCCGGAGGAGAAAUCUCAGUCGGAGAUUCGUAAGCUGCGGAGAGAAUUGGACGCCUCCCAGGAGAAGGUGUCUGGUUUGACCACUCAGCUGAGUGCUAAUGCUCACCUGGUCGCAGCGUUUGAGCAGAGCUUGGGGAACAUGACCAUCCGUCUCCAAGGCCUUACCACCACGGCUGAGCAGAAGGAUUCUGAGCUGAACGACCUGAGGAAAACCGUAGAGCACAUGAAGAAGCAGAACACAGCAGCCCAGGCAGCCAUCGACGGUGUCAUCAACCUGCCAGAGCUCACAUGCAAAGGUGAUAGGCCAGCCAAUGAAAGCCCCCAGUCUCAGCAGGAUCUGUGUAUCCGCAGACAGCACUCGUCUGACAGUGUGUCUAGCAUCACCAGCGCCACCAGCCACUCCAGCGUGGGCAGCAACUUGGAGCUGGAUGCCAAGAACAAAAAGACGAAGAAGAACUGGCUGCGGAGCUCCUUCAAGCAGGCAUUUGGGAAGAAGAAGUCAUCCAAGUCUGCGUCCUCCCACUCCGACGUAGAAGAGAUGGCCGACUGUUCCCUGCCCUCCUCCCCCAAGCUAACUGCAUACAACGGCUCCACCGCCUCAACAGCCAUGAUCCGGAACUCCCACUCCAACUCUCUUCCCUUUCUCUCUCCCCUGCCUGUUAGUGGGCGUGGCUGGGGCGGUAUCACUGGGGUGUUGAGGACUGGUUCUCUCGCUCGGAUCUCAGAGUGCACAGACAGCGAGGCGGAGACGGUGAUGGCGCUCCGCAGCGAGCUCCGAGACAAGGAGAUGAAGCUGACUGACAUACGCCUGGAGGCCCUCAGCUCCGCCCAUCAGCUGGACCAGCUCAGGGAGUCAAUGAACCGCAUGCAGGGAGAGAUAGAGAAACUGAAGACCGAGAACGAUUGUCUGAAGAUGGAGACUCAGGGCGGCUGCAGCAGAGCAGCCUCACAAGCCUCAAUGGCAUCACCCUCAGCGGGCCAGUCACAGCAUAGCCUCGCUCUAACAGAGUCCACCAGCCUCGACAUGUUGUUGGAGGACAACGGGGACGGUAGCUCACGGAAAGAAGGACGACAUGUCAAGGUGGUCGUAACUCUAGAUGAGGAUGCCAAGUGGAAAGAGGAGCGCAGACCUCGCCAGUUCCUGCUUGGUUGCAUUGGUGUCAGUGGGAAAACCAAAUGGGAUGUGCUGGAUGGGGUGGUCAGACGUCUCUUUAAGGAGUACAUUAUCCACGUGGACCCAGUGAGCCAGCUGGGUCUAAACUCAGACAGUGUCCUGGGCUAUAGCAUCGGGGACAUCCAUCGCACACGUGGGACUGACACCCCUGAACUUCUGCCCUGUGGAUACCUUGUUGGAGACAGUGACACCAUCUCGGUCUCCCUCAAAGGUGUGUGUGAGCACAGCCCAGACGACUUGGUGUUUGAGACGCUGAUCCCCAAACCCCUGCUGCAGCGCUAUGUGUCUCAGCUCCAUGAGCACCGUCGGAUCAUCCUGUCUGGCCCCAGUGGCACCGGGAAGAGUUUCCUGGCCAGCCGAUUGGCCGAACACAUAGUGCUAAGGGAAGGGAGAGAGGUCACCGACGGGACCAUUGCCACGUUCAACGUAGACCACAAGUCCAGCAAGGAGCUGCGUCAGUACCUGUCUAACCUGGCUGACCAUUGCAACAGUACGAGUCAUGGGGUGGACAUGCCCCUGGUGGUAGUACUGGACAACCUGCACAACGUCAGCUCUCUAGGAGAGGUCUUCAAUGGCCUGCUCAGCUGCAAGCACCACCGAUGUCCUUAUAUCAUUGGAACAAUGAACCAGGCUACAUCAUCCACUCCCAACCUGCAGCUACAUCAUAACUUCAGGUGGGUGCUGUGUGCCAACCAUACUGAGCCAGUGAAGGGCUUCCUGGGUCGGUUCCUGAGGAGGAGGCUGAUGGAGACGGAGAUCAGCAGCCGGCAGCGCAACGCUGAGCUGGUGAGGAUCAUCGAGUGGAUCCCUACUGUCUGGCAUCACCUCAACCGCUUCCUAGAGUCCCACAGCUCCUCGGAUGUCACCAUCGGGCCCCGCCUCUUCCUGUCUUGUCCCAUGGAUGUGGAGGGAUCCAGAGUGUGGUUCACAGAUCUGUGGAACUAUUCCAUCAUUCCCUACAUGCUGGAGGCUGUCCGAGAGGGGCUGCAGAUGUAUGGGAGGAGAGCUCCUUGGGAGGAUCCAGCACGGUGGGUGAUGGAGAGCUACCCCUGGGCAGCCAGCCCCCUGCAACACGAAUGGCCCCAGCUGCUGCAGCUCCGGCCAGAGGAUGUGGGCUUCGAUGGAUACUCCAUCUCCAAAGAUGGCUGUCCCAGAAAACAGCUUCCCCAGGGAUGCACAGACGGAGACCCCCUGAUGAACAUGCUGAUGAGGUUGAAGGACGCAGCCCACUGCUCCGGCAGCACUCAGAGUUACGACAGCGACUCCAACAGCAACCAGGAUCCCCAUGAAGACAACAUGCUGGACUCACCACGGGAGUACACACUAUGAGUCUCCCUCUGUCAGCUAGUACUCACAUUGGGACAUAUCCUAAAUGAACAUACCUUUUGCGUUAAUCAUCCAUUGAUAUGAGGUUCAAUGUUCGGUCAUGUAUUUCAAGUUAGAAUUUGACCUUUGCGAUUUCAUGUCUUUAGGCAGUCAGAGCAUCUUAUAUACCAGUUGGAACUCACUAUUUACACUGUGUACUGAUACAUAAUAGAAUAAAUAGAUGUACUGGGUGCAGGUAACCCGAGAUGGAAAUCCCAGUCGAAGUUCAAUAGCCUGAAUAAUUUCACCUCAGUAUUUCUACUGUGUUCAGUGUUUAUUAGGAGUCUGUUUACAGUCACAGACAAAGACACAGCCAUAUAGAAUGAAUGACGUAGUUUAUGAGACAUCAAACCAGUUGCCUUGACUGUGACCUAAUCUAGGCUAUAGCUAUGUGGUCCAAACUGAGUAGCAAAAACUGUACAUACGGUCACUCCGCUUCACAGAGCUUGACCUGUGUGCAUUUUCUUAGUGAAGAGACAUCUCUUUGGUGCUUAACUUUCAAAUGAAGCCUUGCUGCCUUUAUUAACAACGGUGGUCACAUGCAUUGACAAUGCCUUUGAUAAACCUGAUUUCUAUAGAGGUGGUGCAGAGUUUAGGGGCUGCUAACGUGCUCGUACUUUGCUGAAAAUGACUCCACGUCGUUUAUGUGCAGCUAGCUGGUAGCGAGAAGGUCUAGGCUUUUGUUUUGGAUAUCUUGAAAUCAGUGAUACUUUUCGGAUUGUUGGUGCUCUAAUGAGGAAGAUGAGAACUUUACACCUCGUGAGCGUUUCAAACAGUAUCCCAAAAUGCCCUUGUUUGUCUUUUGUUCAGCUCUAGACAGAGCUCCAUCCCUGCAUGAAAUGUUCCUACACGGUGUUUCCCUGUAUAGAGGCGCAGUGGACAUGUAGACCCACAUCUGAAAGGUCUCUAGCUAGAAAAGGAUCAGAGCGACUGCAUGGCUUUGAGACGGAGGCUGGCGUGUCUAGAUGCUCAUUCUGAAGAAUUGGCACCGGUUCCAUUUGCGUCCAGUGUUAAUGAGAUCCUGGGAGUUGCUGUAUUGAAGUAACUAGGCUUUAUUCCCUCAUAAAAUGGAGUAUUCUCAGAGCAGCUUACUCUACUAUGAGGUACCACUUUGGUUGCUCCCCCUCACAAUGUCCCCAUUAUCUGUCAGUGUUGUUGCUAUUCAUCCCAUGAGUGUUCUUAGUAACAAAUUCUUUUCAACAUUCAUUUGGAACUUUCGACUGAAGCCAAAACAGUUUACUUGUAUUUUUAAGUAUUGUCAAGAUUUGUAUUGCAGGUACAUUGAACUGUGAAUAUUUUGCAAGGUUGAAAUGUUCACUAGCAUAUCUUGCUGGACUGUAAAGGGUGGUGCAAGCACAAAUCAAAGUGGUCGUUUGUCUUUUCUUGGUCCCACACAGUUAGGAUGUUGGAAUGAUGUAAAAGGUAUGCUAUUGAAUCUAGUGGUUGAUAAUUGUUGAGUUGUUUGAAUUUUGUUUAUGCACAUUUUUAUUUUGUAAUGUGAAGAUGUAUAUAUUUGAUCAUGAAUCCCACGUUUUCAAAACAUUUUCUGUACAUCUUUUACUAAACUACAGAGUAAUGUGUGUAGGCCUACAGUUAGGUUUCCUCCACAGGUUGUUCCUUUUUCUAUAAGAGUGAACAACUAUGAGACUGUGAGAAUAAAUCUGGUCACAACACGGUACUUUCCAUCUUUCUUAUUUUUUUAUUCAUAGAGAAAUCAAUAAACCAGUGUUUAUUUAUUAA